AUGAAAAUCUUGGAAAGAAAAAAUAUGCAAAACCACCCACCUGAAAAAAAAUAUAACAGGAGAAACAGUACAAAGAAAAGCAAUGCUGGAUAUCACAUAUACUCACCUACAUCUAAUAUGAAUGCUGAUGUAAUGCGUUCUACACUACAAGAUAGUCAAGUGAUAACUGGAUUAUUGGGAUUACAUUCUUGUCGAGAUCACGAUGUGAUGUUGUUGAAAGGCAUUAAAUUGCAGGAUGGACGUCGAACAGACACUCUAGAUAUUUGUGUAUUGAGGAGAAUAGAGUUUGUCUCAUCUAUUGCUAGUUCUGCAUAA
This is a messenger RNA of Heterobilharzia americana, 315 nucleotides long. The record is from the annotation of a GenBank genome assembly. NCBI's taxonomy places the organism in Eukaryota, Metazoa, Platyhelminthes, Trematoda, Strigeidida, Schistosomatidae.